Molecule: messenger RNA, 590 nt
Organism: Emiliania huxleyi CCMP1516
Lineage: Eukaryota; Haptophyta; Isochrysidales; Noelaerhabdaceae
Exons: 2
Coding region: 32-298 (88 amino acids)
Source: RefSeq, a predicted model, not a curated record
CGCCGCGCGCGAGGCCAGGCUGCCGAUCGUCAUGGCGCACGAGAAUGAUGCCGUCCGCGGCGGCUGCAUCUUUGCCCACUUUUUCGAGGUGACGCCGCGCGACCUGAUCUCCGAUGGGCUGUACAACGACCUCGCCGUCGGCUGCCACGCGGAACCGCACCGGCAGGCGUCGAUCGCCCUCCUCGCACAGGCGCUCGGCGCGACCAAGCAGACGGCUCAGUCGCGCGUUCGCCGCGUCACCGCCCUCGCUCGAACGACGCAGCCCCGCGGCUCCGCCCAGAUGAGCCAGAUCGUCUGACCACCACCAUCUCGCACCACCACGUCCACGCAUGUUCACUAGCUAGCACUGCGAAGCGAAUUCUGCCCUCCCCGUCCUCCCUGCCUGUCUGCGCCUGCGGUCGCGAGUGUUUUGUCCCCUCCCCUUCACCCUCCCUGUCUGCGCCUGUGGCCUCCCUGUCUGCGCGACGUUUUUUGUCCCUCCACUUCUCCCUACCUGUCUCUCUCCCUGCCUGUCUCUCUCCCUGCAUAUCUCCGCCUGCGGCGCGAACGUUUUGUUUCUAUAGCCCCUAAUUUAGACACGACUAACUACG